CCUCUCUAUUUCUCUCUCUCUCUCUCCUCGCCUGCAUAAACCCACUCAAAAAUCCCAACAGAAGAAGAUGAUCCAAAUGAAGAAGAAGAAGAAAGAGAUGGAAGACUUAGGGAAAAAUGAAUCUGGGAAGCAAGAAUUCAAGCCGGUGAUUUCUCCGGCGACUUCCCCGCAGCAUUCCCCAUCUGGAUUUUCUGCCGGCGAAUAGCUGACGGCAGCGCUCGAGUCCGGGGUGAGUCUUGGAUCAGGAGAGUACUUCAUGGAUGUGCUUGUGGGAAGUAUGUUUCUGGCAUUCAGUGCCCCAAUUCUUGUCAUCGCAUUUCUGGCUAUAGCACAUCUUCUCAUAUCUGGGGACGAGGAAUUCCAAGUUAGAAACUGCAGGAUGAAGUCGUCAAAAUGUCCACGGUUCCAGUUGUGGACAUUCCCAGUUCUCGUCGAUGGACCCUUUGGAGUUGUUUCUGCUGCAGAGUUGAUUGGAAUUCUCCUCUUUUCAAUAUAUGUCAUCUGGGCUGUUUAUGCAUACACUCUUGUGAACUUCAAAGUCCUAUCCGAGUUUCAGUUGACUUUUCAAGAGCAAUGUUAUUUGGUGCUGGAGCUGACGGGACUUCGCCUUGGUAUGAUUGGGUUAUUUUGCUUGGUAUUUUUGUUUCUCCCAGUUGCAAGGGGAUCGGUUCUUCUCCGUCUCGUAGAUAUCCCUUUUGAGCUUGCAACUAGAUAUCAUGUAUGGUUGGGACAUCUCACUAUGCUACUUUUUACACUCCAUGGGCUAUUAUACAUAAUAGCAUGGGCAUUGCAAGGCGAACUCCUAAAUGAAAUAUUGGAGUGGAAAACCAUUGGUGUGGCGAACCUUGCCGGAGUCAUCAGCCUUGCAGCUGGUCUAUUCAUGUGGGUGACUUCACUUCCGCCAGUGAGGAGACAAAACUUCGAGUUAUUCUUCUAUACACAUCAACUGUACAUUGUGUUCGUUGUUUUCUUGGCCAUGCACGUUGGUGAUUUCAUUUUCAGUGUAGCUGCUGGAGGAAUAUUUCUGUUCAUACUUGAUCGGUUUCUUAGAUUCUGUCAAUCACGAAGGACUGUCAACGUAAUAUCAGCCAGUUGCAGUCCCUGUGGAACAGUGGAACUGGUCGUUUCAAAACCCGCAAAUCUGCAAUACAAUGCCCUCAGUUUUAUUUUUAUUCAAGUUCGGGAAUUAUCCUGGCUGCAAUGGCAUCCUUUCAGCGUCUCAUCGAGUCCUUUGGACGGAAAGUACCAUAUGUCAAUUCUCAUUAAGAAUCUUGGCGAAUGGACGGAAAAGCUAAGAGGGAAAAUCUUAAAUGGUCCCAAGGAGGACAGUCCAAUGGUACCGUUACAGUCUCAUCAUGCAAACAUAACUGUUUCUGUAGAGGGACCGUAUGGGCAUGAAUUCCCCUACCACUUAACGUAUGAAAACCUUAUCUUAGUCGCUGGAGGAAUUGGGAUAUCACCAUUCCUGGCUAUCUUGAGUGAUAUUCUCCACCGUAUUAAUGAUAAGAAACCAUGUCUCCCAAGAAAUGUUUUGGUAGUUUGGGCUCUGAAAACCUCGGAUGAGCUUCCUCUUCUUUAUAGCCUUGACAUGGAAUCAAUCUGUCCAGUUUUCUCUGAUACCCUCAAUCUUGAAAUUCAAACUUACGUCACUCGAGAAUCAGAACCUCGGCUGGAGGAGGGAAAAAUUAGUGAAUCUGUGAGCUCUUUCGGAGUUCCUAUCCGCAACCGGUAUGGCAUUUCUGUUUUGGUUGGCACUGGAAGUAUUGCCUGGUCUGGACUUUAUGUCAUUGUGUCUACAAUCGGACUCGUUCUUUCUGUUGGUUUGGUACAAAUCUUUUACAUAGAUGCUUUUGACAUAACUGCUUGGUGGCAAAAGGGGCUUCUAUUUGUUGCUUGUAUGGUUGGGAGUCCAAUUAUCUUUGGUGGUGUUGUGGUUGGUCUAUGGCAUUUGUGGGAAACAAAAACUUCAGCAAAAGAACUAGGUGAAGAUGACAGGCAAAAUAGUGGCAUCAUGCAGAAUAAUCAACCAAGGGAACAAAAGGAGUCGAGUGAGUGUUGUGGUGCUACUUCAAAUAUUGUUCGGUAUGGAUGCAGACCAGACUUCAAAGAAAUAUUUGGAUCGAUAGCAGAGCGAUGGGGCCAUGUUGAUGUUGGUGUGAUCGCGUGUGGUCCUCCAACUCUCCAGACAAGCAUUGCUAAAGAGUGCAGGUCCCAGAGUUUAAGGAGAAAAUCCAAUCACCCAAUCUUCCAUUUCAAUAGCCACAGCUUUGACUUGUAGCUAAUAGCUACUACUACCUCCCCUUCUCUUACUUAUGGUAACAAGUUAAUAACAUACUCCAUCCGCAGAUAAAAUAAAAUAAAAAAUACUCCACCCGUUUCUUAUUUUUGGUCCUUUUCGAGAGCUUCAACUUUUUAAGGAGGGAUGUAAUGAUUGCACUUAUAUUCAAAUUUAAUGACAUUAUUUCCAUCA
This is a messenger RNA of Rhododendron vialii, 2470 nucleotides long. RefSeq names its product ferric reduction oxidase 6-like. Gene Ontology annotation, cellular component: plasma membrane. The transcript has 9 exons. NCBI's taxonomy places the organism in Eukaryota, Viridiplantae, Streptophyta, Magnoliopsida, Ericales, Ericaceae. Gene Ontology annotation, molecular function: oxidoreductase activity. The record is from RefSeq and is a predicted model, not a curated record. The coding region runs from base 257 to 2278 and encodes 673 amino acids.